AUGACCAGCAUUACCAACCAGCUAAGCGGAUUGUUGAGCCUCAAGUGGGUUCGCAAGUAUCUCCAAAAGGACCGCACUACAAGCCUACAUAGGGAGGGUAGCUUGCAGAAGUGCGACUGCCAAUGCUCUAGAUACAAAGUCCUGGCAGGUAGCUCUAAUGGAUCCGCAUCUGGGACUAUUGAUGACCAAACCGAACCCGUGACGCCCCACGAGGAUGCCUACCAGUACCACCAACCCUCCGUUAUGAUCUGGGAAAACACCAUGCCUAGCCUUGAGGAAACCAACGAAAGCAUCAAUCCCCGCCUCAAAAAGCAACAUCCUGCCUUUCUGUUCCCUGCCAAACUUGAUUUGCUGGGGCCGCCAUUACCACCACCCCCAAACAAGCCGCUUCCUGAAAUCCCGACACAAGCUCGACUUCAUAAAGUGCCAGCUAAGAUUGGCCGAAAUAGACAGGAUCCUCGACCUCCUACUUGGAACCUCGCAAAUACUACACAAAGAACUACAGCAAACUACUCCCCCUUCCCAAAGCUUGCCAUGGUACCCCCUCCAAGGGGUUCAUCCCUUCAACAUUCAUCACAAACCCAUAGGAAAACCCACAAAUCACAGACAAUAUCUUACGCCAAUACCACUGUCACCAAGCAACUUCAUCGACAUGUCACUGAACCCUAUCAAGACACCUCUAUGGAGAGGGAGAAUGCUGUCAAGGAGCUCGGCGAUGUACCCAUUGAAAAGCCCUUGCCACGGGAUACCAGGAGCCCUUCACUUCAGAAAAGGGUUAUAGGGUCGGAAAUUGCACCUUGUGGUGGGCGAGACUCUAUUACCUUAAGAAGUAGUAGAUCACUAAACUACCUUUCUAUGCACAAAUACGAACCUUGUCCCAGGUUCACCAAGAAAUCGGUGCCGAAUCUUCGUAGAGCAGCCAAAUAUGAGCCUCUGCAACUUCACCAAUACCCAGAGGCCCCUAGGUCUCUCAUACUCGCGCAGCCUUAUUAG
This is a messenger RNA of Fusarium odoratissimum NRRL 54006, 993 nucleotides long. RefSeq lists its product as uncharacterized. The transcript has a single exon. The coding region runs from base 1 to 993 and encodes 330 amino acids. The record is from RefSeq and is a predicted model, not a curated record. Lineage: Eukaryota; Fungi; Ascomycota; Sordariomycetes; Hypocreales; Nectriaceae.